AUGGAGCCUGAAUUCCCGCUGUCAUACAAAGUCGCCCAGUUCGAUGCAGAGGGCGAAGAAUUGUGCAUCAGAACCAUUCCGCUAGAAUAUCCGAAGCACGGAGAAAUUCUAGUGAAAGUGCUUGCAUGCGGCGUCUGUCACUCCGAUGUUCUCGUGAGGGACGGAGUAGCUGGAAACUCAUUUCCCAUAGUACCCGGCCACGAAAUAGUUGGCAACGUACAAGCCCUUGGACCAGGCGUGAAGAACUUCAAAAUCGGAGAGCGGGUUGGAGGGCUGUGGCAUGGGGGCCAUGAUGGUGUUUGCAGGGAAUGCAAUCGGGGUGAUUUUCAGCUGUGCGAUAAUGAAGAGGUCAAUGGCGUGACAAGACCUGGAGGAUAUGCCGAGUACUGUGUCCUUCGAGUGGAAGCAGUGGCUCGACUACCCAACGACAUUGAUCCAGCAGAAAUAGCCCCUCUCCUCUGCGCAGGCGUGGCCACGUUCAACGGGAUCCGGAAAAUGGAAAUCACCGCGGGCGAUCUAGUUGCGAUACAUGGCCUUGGUGGCCUGGGACAUCUGGCAGUGCAGUUCGCAAGUAAGCUUGGAUAUAAAGUGGCAGCCCUAUCCAGCAAACCUAAGAAAGAAAACAAAAGCGACUUCCCGACGGCCCUGCAGGAACUAAGCGGCGCUGCGCUGGCUAUCUUGAGCGCUCCGAUCCCAAGAUACGUUCAGCCGCUGAUGCGAGGGUUGGCGCCGCGUGGGAGGCUGCUUAUUUUAUCACCCGUUGGCGAGUUCAAGGCGGACUCAGCCUUGAUGACCCGUCGAGCGCUGUCAAUCUCAGGCUGGUCAACGGGGCAUGCUCUUGAUGCAGAAGAGGCUAUAGAUUUUGCGAGGACGCAUGGUGUCAAGUGCCUGAUUCAGAAAUAUAGGCUAGGUGAUGUGAAUAAGGCGAUGGAUGAUUUGCUACACGCAAGAGUACGGUUUCGGCCGGUAUUGGUUAUGGACUGA
Histoplasma capsulatum G186AR is the source of this 984-nucleotide messenger RNA. RefSeq names its product alcohol dehydrogenase. The record is from RefSeq and is a predicted model, not a curated record. Lineage: Eukaryota; Fungi; Ascomycota; Eurotiomycetes; Onygenales; Ajellomycetaceae. The transcript is spliced from 5 exons. Gene Ontology annotation, molecular function: zinc ion binding; oxidoreductase activity. Bases 1 to 984 code for a protein of 327 amino acids.